Thermochaetoides thermophila DSM 1495 is the source of this 225-nucleotide messenger RNA. RefSeq lists its product as uncharacterized. NCBI's taxonomy places the organism in Eukaryota, Fungi, Ascomycota, Sordariomycetes, Sordariales, Chaetomiaceae. The record is from RefSeq and is a predicted model, not a curated record. The transcript has a single exon. The coding region runs from base 1 to 225 and encodes 74 amino acids.
AUGUCCGAUGACGCUCCUACCCCCCACCCCACCUCCGGGGACAACACCGUGACCGACCUCCCUCCCUCCAUUUCCCUUAGUGAAUCCUUGGAGCCCAAGGCGGAGGAGGGCUCUGAUAAGGAGAAGGGUCCUGGUAAGGAGGAGGGUCCUGAUAAGGAGGAGGGUCCUGAUAAGGAGGAGGGCUCUGAUAAGAAGGAGGGUGAGGGUCAGGCCAAGAACGAGUAA